AUGCCCAACCCUACGCCCUCUGGCGCAGCCGUCGCCGGUAACCAGCCCAACCCGGAUGAUUCUGCCUCGACAAUCACCGUAAAUACCAAAGCGCCGUCCACUUUCCCUCCUCCCAAGACUGACAAGCCACGACCCCACGUCUGCGCGACUUGCCAACGCUCCUUUGCCCGCCUGGAGCAUCUCAAGCGUCACGAGCGCUCCCAUACCAAAGAGAAGCCGUUCGAGUGCCCCGAGUGCGCAAGAUGCUUCGCUCGUCGCGACCUGCUUCUGCGGCACCAGCAGAAGCUACACCAGACGUCGACUCCAUCGUCGCGUCCUCGAAACCGCCGUGAGUCGGCCAGCGGCAUUGGUCCGGCCCAGAGCAGAGCCCGCAAGAACAGCGUGGCCGGCACUAACCCCACUGGAGCCAAUACGGCGGCCACAUCCAUGAGGCCCAGAGCAAACACAAUCAGCCAUGUCGAUGGUGCCGCUAUGCAGAUGAUCGCCUCGGCCAACGUCUCUGUUGCGCGAGGCAUGGCCGCCCACAGUCGUCACCCGAGCCUUGCCGGCUUGCCCGUUCACAACCUGGACCACGUCUUUGGUGGCAUGUCGGCGGCCCUGGGCCAGAGAGGGAUGCACCACGGCCUGCCGAAGCUGGAGACCGCCCAGAUGAGCAGCAAUGAAUUCGAGAAUGGCCUCAGAACGGCCCCCCCAAUGGCCGUCUUCAACUCGGAAUUUGACUUCGAGGGUCUCCUAUUCGGACCAGGCUCGACGAUCAACCCCAACGCCCUUCACUACAACGACUCCCCGCAGUCCAUGGCAGUGGACCAGACUUCGCCUUUCGGACAUGGCUUAAACGACGUGGCGUCGAGCCAGCCUUUCGACGACGGCCUCGACUGGCUCACCGGGUUCGAGCACCAGAUGUCUUUCCAGACCAACGAGAACGUGGUGGACGGGUCGAGCCCGUCUGCCAUCAGCACGACGAGCCAGAGUGGGAUAAGCGAUGUGAUGCUGGACGGAUCAAACCACCCAGCGCCGUCCGGGACAAGCACCAUGUGGCAACCCUCCAUCAUGGGACCUCCGCAGAUGCCGAACCCUUUUGCGAUGGAUCUGAAUGGGUCGGUCUUUCCUGAUCUCCUCAAUGGAGCCCCUCUAUCACCCCAGCCAGCUUCUCAAAAGAUCAAUGACCCGUACUUCUCUACGCCUCCGCCUUCGUUGAGCUCGUUGAGCCCAUCCGUCGUGUCUGGACUGAACACUCAGAACCUGAAUCAGACUCUGGGCUUCACCGCCGGCCCCGAAACUCCGUCAUCCCUCGGCGGCGGCAACAACGGCGCCUCUCCCGUGACAACCAUCUCAGAUGCCACUCGGACUGCCAUUGUGAACGCCCUCUCCCAAUGUGUGCCCUUUGGCGGCCGUAAAUAUUCCAUCACCUCUCAGAACUCGCCGCUAUCGCCCCAGUUCCAGUCUGGCGCGAACGCAACCUCCUCCGCCCAGGCAGCAGCCAAGUUGCCAAGUACUCAGGACUUGCAACGUUACGUGGGAGCCUACCUGACCUAUUUCCAUCCUCACCUCCCGUUCUUGCACAUUCCCACCCUGUCAUUUGACCGGUCUUCCACUUCAAGCGGUCGUUCUGUCGGUGUAGGCGGUAGUGCUUGCCUCAUCCUCCCAAUGGCCGCAAUUGGUGCUCUCUAUGAGAUGGAGCACGCGCAGUCUAAGGAGCUGUUUGACUUGGGCAAAAAGAUGGUCUUUGACUACCUCGAAGAGCGAAGGAAAGCGGACGCUCGCAGGACAGAGGCUCGUCGCAGCCCUCCAGGCACCGACCAAACCUCCCACACGGAUGACGGUUCGGCCCAGACCCCGGUUUGGCUCGUCCAAGCUAUGCUUCUCAACGUCGUCUACGGCCACAACGGUGCCGACAAGACGGCGAGCGACAUCGCCUCGACGCAUUGUGCUGCCUUGGUAAGUCUCGCCCAGGCGGCAGAUCUUUUGCGGCCCAGCCAGGCCAACCUCGUGGUGAAGCGGGAUAUUCGGAUGGGCGAUGAUUCUACCUGGGGUCGCCAACACGACCAAGAGGAGCACCAGGAGUGGCUGCAAUGGAAGAACAAGGAGGAGAGAAAACGCACGCUUUACGCCGUUUUCAUCAUGUCCAGCCUACUCGUGGCCGCCUACAACAACACUCCAGCACUGACAAACUCGGAAAUCGUGCUCGACUUGCCCUGCGACGAGGAGUUUUAUGCUGCGGAAAACAGCGCUGCGUUUUUUGCCAAGGGUGGUGUCGAAGCUGCUGACCACAACCGCAUGACAUUCUAUGACGCUUUGGGGGAGCUCCUCCGGACAAAUGAGAAGCGGCAGAAGGCCCUCGAGUCCCCCGCCGGUCACGAUGCCGAUCCGCCCUUGACUGAGUUGAAGCCAAGCACCUUUGGCUGCCUGGUCUUGAUCAAUGCUUUGCACAACUACAUCUGGGAGACGCGCCAGCGACAUCACGGCAAGGUAUGGACAAACGAGGAAACGGAAAUGAUGCACAGGCACAUCGAGCCUGCCUUGAAGGCUUGGCAGAUGGCAUGGGCAAGCAACCCGCACCACAGCGUCGAGCGGCCGAACCCCUUUGGCCACGGGCCCCUCUCUGCCGAUGCCAUCCCGCUACUCGACCUCGCUUAUGUGCGACUCUUUGUCAAUCUGUCACGGUCCAGGGAGAAGUUUUGGCAGCGAGACUGGGACGGGGUGGUUGAGGAGCUGGCCCGCGGGAAUGGGGUUGCCCAGCAAGCCGAGCGCUCCCAACAUCUGCGUAAAGCUGCCUUUUACGCCGCCGACUCACUGGCCAUGUCGGACAAGCUUGGCGUGACCUUUGCCGACUUCACGAGUCGGGAGCUCCCUCUGCAGUCGGCCCUUUGUGUUUUCGACUGUGUCCAGGUUCUCUCCGAGUGGAUAGCGACCCUCCAGGACAGGGUUGGCCGUUACCUCGGCAUACUUGGACAGGAUUCGGUAGAUGUCGGACAGAUUCCCGCCAUCAUGCUACUCGAGGAAGAAGACGUGAAGCUGCUCGACAAGAUACGCGAGAUCUUGGCGUCGGCCGAGCUGAAACUCAACAUAAACUUGGUGUCGGACGCCAUGAAAGGAGUAGAGCCGGCAUCACAACCAAACAGUCAUGGCAGCUUUGCGACCAAGAUUCUGCGACUUACCGCUUUCACAAUGGAGAAGGCUACCGUCUGGCCAGUCACCCAGAUCAUGGCCCAUUGUCUCGAGACGCACGCCAAUCACGCGCAAACAAGAGCCGAAAGGUCGAUUGCGUUUUCAGACUGA
Messenger RNA from Hirsutella rhossiliensis, 3279 nucleotides. Its product is annotated as fungal specific transcription factor domain-containing protein. The record is from RefSeq and is a predicted model, not a curated record. Gene Ontology annotation, biological process: regulation of transcription by RNA polymerase II; DNA-templated transcription. Bases 1 to 3279 code for a protein of 1092 amino acids. Lineage: Eukaryota; Fungi; Ascomycota; Sordariomycetes; Hypocreales; Ophiocordycipitaceae. Gene Ontology annotation, molecular function: zinc ion binding; DNA-binding transcription factor activity, RNA polymerase II-specific; RNA polymerase II cis-regulatory region sequence-specific DNA binding. Gene Ontology annotation, cellular component: chromatin. The transcript is spliced from 3 exons.